UUAUCACCUGAACUUGUUCCUGGUUUGCUUGUCUCACCACUGUUGCUGAAAAACAGCUUCUUGAAAAUACAUGAUUUGAAUGGAUGGAUAUUUCUCAAAAUGAGAGACAAAAGGAAGAUUACUUUUUGGGGAACCAAUUUGAAGGAUUCGUGGUUUGUAGACAAGCCUGAACCCAACGGUAACUCUUCAGAAAUUCUAAAAUCAGAAACUACAGGGCUUAUAACUUUUUCUCUUGACAUGGAAAGCUAAGGAAGACUACUGUUCCUGCUGGGAGCAGAAACAAGGUAACGUGCAGGAAGUAAAACAGAGUAACAGCCUGUAUGUCCUUGAUGAGUGUCAGACUGCUUCAGGUUGAAGUGGGUGAUGAAAGGGUAUAUACAUAACUCCAGCAACCUCUGAGUGGUUUUUAUCCCAAAGUGCUCACUCACCAGAGAAACAGGCGUGAGUGAGUAUAUUAGUGUGUGUGUGUUAACAUAGUAAAAAUGGUGACUAUCUCAACAUUGUGGUCAGGCUGCUGAGGUCCAAUCCCUAGCUCUAUCUUUUAUUCACUUUAAAUUUCAAAGCCUCCAUGGAGGCUCCUCAUCUGUAACAUGGAAAUGAAUGUGUUUAUAGUACCUUCUCUAAAGAGCUGUUUUGUGGGUUACCUGAUAUCAUUCAUGUAAAGGGCUAGCACAGGUUAAAUGUUGUUAUGAUAAACAUCUAUUCCCUAUUCAGUGGAGCACAUGUGAUGUUAUGCACAUCCAUAGAAGAGAAACCCCUGCAUCCUUCAGGAUGUGGCAGAAAAAAAUCUAGCAGCACACAAAUGCCAGGUGACCUUGUGUUUCUGAGCACCCUGAGCCUACAUUCUCAUAAGUAUGUUUUUGGAGUCCACCAUUUAAAGACUCUUUCCACUGGGUUUAUUACCAUUUAUGACUCAGACAAGAGUGCAGUCCAUUUCCUAAAGGUUUUGCUUGGGAUAUCAUGAGGCUAGACAAGAAAUGUGUUCUAAUAUAAGACUUUCCAUUUACUGGUGCUUUCUCAAGCAUAACUAAGAAUUCAACCAGUUUGGAGGUAAUCUCCUGGAUUCUCACUCUUUAACCUAUAAUAUUCAGAUUCGGGAAGGGACCCUCUGGCACAUUACAGCGACUACAAAGUUAUGGCUUUCCUAGAGGAAAUCUCAGUGGAUAAGGUGAUAUAGCAAUUGUGCCAACCAUGGAAGUGGACAGGGAGCCGACUCUUUUAAGUACUUAAGCAGCAACUUUGAAGACUGUUUAACACUUGUUUUGCUCGCUAAAUGAGAUUGUCCUGCCUUCAAUUCUCCAAGCUAAAUGCACAGUGGAUGGUUGCCUUGGUGACAACCCGUAAACUAAGCAGUCUCUUUGCAGCUAACUGAAGGGUUUGUACACACAGAACCAGCUUUAAUUAUUUUUUUAAAAGUACUUGGAGCUGUGCAACGUCGGAAAAUAAUCAAAGAAACAAAUCUAAAUCUAUGCUGCUUUUAAAUGGAUCUCUUGAUGAAGUGUGGUCUGACAGCUGUUCCAGAAAUGAGUGCCACAGUGAAUUAGGAUGAUGUUGACUGCUAUUUGGCUUGGUGAUCCUUCAGCUGUGUGCCAACUCCCUCGGCAGAACACACAGCAACUAUAUGGAACUAGGAAGAUGAAUAAAAAUAAACUGAUUCAUGAUUUCCUGGAAGUGGUUUCAAGAGGGGAUGUGGAACUCAUAUGUGACCAUAUUACUAAAGUGCAUUCUAUCCUUGGAAACCUUGACUUUCAGCAUCCAAAGACUGGGAAUACACCUCUCAUUACUGCAGCAGAAGAAAAUCUAACAGAGGUUGUUGAAUUUCUUCUGAAAAAGGGAGCUGAUAUCACCCUUUGCAAUUACAGCAGUCAGACUGCAGUUCAUGUGGCUAAUUAUGAUGUCCAAAGACAGCUCUUGGCCAUCAGUGGAAUCCAGGCUCCCCAAAGGCAGCUUCUACAAAGCUCCUGGCAAGGUGAUCUUGAACAGCUUCAACACUUGCUGGCAUCUGAAGAGUUCCUGGAUAUAAAUUUCCCAAACCAACAUGGCUUGACCCCUCUAAUGCUGGCUGUGAGGGAUGUGGAUCUGUUUGAGAGUCUUGAUAUGCUAACCGUCUACAGACCUGUGGAGGUUCUGUCUGAGCUCCUCAGGCAUCGGGCAGAUCCUAAACUCUGUGAUUUUAGUGGAAAAUCAGCAAUACAUUAUGUGUCACAAAUACAGAGUUUUAGAAAACAGCAGUUACUGGACAUUCUAAUGAAUUCUAUGCCAAAACCAGAAAGACAUGCUGAAUCAUUGGUUGACAUCUGUCAUGAUACAAACUCUUCUCCAACUGAUAUGAUAGUUACUAAAAACCAAAAUAUCAUCUUGCAAAGCAUCAGCAGCAAUGAGGAGUUUGACCAAGACGAUGACAGCCCUCAUUCCUUUCUGGUUAGUGAAGAAGGAGAUCCAAGCGGUGACGGACGAGAUUGGCAACCCAGGACAGAAGAUGUUGAGAUUAUUGUUACUUUUCCAAGAGAUGUCAGUCGUCCCCAAGAAAUGAGUCAAGAAGAUUUACAAGAAAACAAUCAGAUAACCUCAGUGCACCAAGAAUGGGCAAGAGCCCAUUCUGUUUCUUUUCCAAAUGAAAUUGAGGUGGUGGAUUUCAGGACAAAGAUGCUGACCACACAGCCUUUGCUUCUGAAGAAAGAGGAACAUUCCAAGGAGCUCUGUGAUGAGAACUUGGGCUUUUUGUUGCCAAGACCUUGCUUAGAACCAAAGGUCACCAAGUCUGCAGCCGGAGAAGACGUUCCUUACUUUCUGAAGGAGCAGCAAAGAAAAUCUGAAGAGUUUUCUUCCUCUGAUGUGAAGAACAGUAGUCGAAGAAUAGAGUUUCUUCUUCCACCAUUGCCACUCUUGCCCAUGAGAUCUGGUCUCCUAACUAUCCCCCCAAAUGACAAAGAUCUAAAAGAGAGAGAAAGGAAUAUUCCAAGCCUUAUAUCCUCUACACCUAGGCUCCUAGAGCCUGUUAGUCGAUGUGAUGAGCUUAGACCAUCAAACAAGCAUCAGGACACCCCGCGGAAAGUGUGUGUGGAUCAAACUCUCCCAUCUUCUGAUAGCUCUAUUUGGUCCAGAAACAUGUACUCUUUUUGGAAGUCUAACCAUCACCGACAACACCCGGAGAUGGGGGAGCAUAGGAAAUCCAAGGAAACAGAAGGAUGUGACAAAUUGGAAAUGUCACACUCUGAAAAGGGGCACUCUUUGGUGUCCUUUGAGAGCUUUAAAGAAGGCGGUUUUCCUAUGGUUAGGCAAGUGGAUAUUGACUGCCAUGCUAGUGAGAUGAGAAAAACAGAAGAGAACUCUCAAUAUCUUUCAUCAGGGAAAAGAGAGGGUUCAGUGGCCAGAAACUAUGAACAAGAUUCAGAAGUUGGAUGUACUGUGCCAAUCAAAUUCCAAGCAGCAUGGCAUUCAGAAAGAACUCCAAGGCAGGAUGAGGAGACUAGACAUGAUAGUGCUGAUUCAAAAAGUGCUUCAGUACAUAAAGGUGAAGCAAUUGAGCCAAAUUAUAUUUUAGAAGAGUAUACUACACUUAAAAGCUUGUCCAACAUAAUCCCCGAUGGCCCCAUUGAAAAGCUCCCAGAAGGUCAGCACAGCACAAAGACAAACAUAAAAAUAUCAGUAACAGAGGCAAACAAGCCAGAAAUAAAUGGAAUGGUGCCUCUUAUCCACAUCACUUUCCCUGGAGACAGAAUUCCCAAGGAACAAGCAAUAGCCAAACCAAGCCUCCAAAAAAGAAAUGGUGUCCUGCAUAACAACAGUAGCUUCAACAUACUUGCACACCAAGAAAAUGACAGGCAUAAGGUGAAAAUUCAGAGAAAUAAGUUGGAUUCAAAGACCAAAACCAGCAACAGGACACCCCAGAACUUCAUGAUUCCCACUGAAGUUUCUAUUAAAACUACCAUGCAUACAACCAGCCUCAAAACUCAGGUUUUCCCUUCUUUGGGGCUUACUGACCCCAGACCUCAGCAAUCACCCAAGUUCCAAAGGAGAAUGCCACAAAUAGAAAAGAAACCAUCAACUUACCGGGCUCUAAAACCUCAACAGCAAUCAUUUCCUUGCAUCUGUAAAAAUCCAGGAAUAAAAAAGUCUUCUGUUCCUCUCUCUGUUCAACCAACAGAGCCAAGACUCAAUUACCUAGAUCUUAAGUAUAGUGACAUGUUCAAAGAAAUCAAUUCAACUGCUAAUGGACCUGGAAUCUAUGAAAUGUUUGGGACUCCUGUUUAUUGUCACAUUCGAGAGUCUGAACAGCAUGAAAACAAAUAUUACCGAGAGAUAUGCUCAGCUCCAUCAGGCAGAUGUAUUGCCAGUAAAUGCCAGUCUUCACACAGUGAGAGAAGCAGCAAUGGCAGAACAAGACUUUCUCAGAAAAGACCACAUGCUAAACCACCAAAGACUUCACUUGCCAUUAAACAAAAGCACAAAACUUUAAUUUCUAAAGAAAAGGGGUGCAAGGCUGUAAGCAGCAACCUACAAGACAUUGAAAAUGGUGAUGGUAUUUCAGAACCAGAGUGGCAGAUAAAGUCUUCAGGAAAUGACUUUCUAUCUUCCGAAGAUGAAGUUCAGCCUAUGAACUUGGCUCAGACUCAUGAACAGUCCUCUGAGCAGAACAAAUUCCUGCCUGUCUCAGAUUUGUCCAUCGUUGAAGAAGUCUCCAUGGAAGAGUCUGCUGAUGAAGGGGACAUUUCCAACAAUCAAAUACUUGCCACAAGCCUCAGAGAUCUGCAUGAACUUGAAGAGCUACAUCACCAGACCCCAUCUGUCCUCUCAGAAAACAGCUGGGCAGUACCCAGUGAGAAGAAUUCCCACAACCCUUUACAGCAGGAAAAGCAGAAAACAGCAUUGUUUGGUAAAAUAAAUGACAACCAAAUUUUAACUAAUGAUGUAGAAUUUGAUAGUGUUUCAGAUAAAUCUAAAACACUUAUGAGAUUCUCUUUCCAAGAGAAACAAUCAAGUGCAUCAUCCCAGGCAUAUCAACAUUGGGUACGUUCUUUGGAUCAUGAUAGUUUAGCUAGUAAUCCAAUUACAUAUCAAAUGUUUGGGAAAACUUUAAAUGACGAAAAUUCAACUUCCCAAGAAACUCUCGACUCUCUAAACAAUGAAGAAUUGACAGAUGAGCUAUUAGGUUGUCUAGCUGCAGAACUACUAGCUCUGGAGGAGAAAGAUAACGACUCUUGCCAAAUAAUGGCAAGUGAAACUGAUCCUGAAAACUCAAAUCUUGUCCUCAGAGGGAACACCAUGCAAGAAUUGGGCCAAGAGACCACAAAUGUCAAAAUACAGAGAUAUAGUAAUGGUUUCAGGAUAUAUGACAAGGAAGAGAAACUUCUCAACUCAAAUGAAAAAAAGACAUUUUCUGAAAAUAGUUUGAAGUAUGAAGAACCUAUCCUGUGGACCAAGGGCGAGGUCCUUGGGAAAGGAGCCUAUGGCACGGUAUAUUGCGGCCUGACUAGCCAAGGGCAGCUAAUAGCUGUGAAACAGGUGGCUUUGGACACCUCUGAUAAGUCGGCCACUGAAAAAGAAUACCGGAAACUGCAGGAGGAAGUAGAUUUGCUCAAAGCACUGAAACAUGUCAACAUUGUGGCCUAUUUGGGGACAUGCUUGGAGGAGAACAUUGUAAGCAUUUUCAUGGAAUUUGUUCCUGGUGGCUCAAUCUCUAGUAUUAUAAACCGUUUUGGGCCAUUGCCUGAGAUGGUGUUCUGUAAAUAUACAAAACAAAUUCUGCAAGGUGUUGCUUAUCUCCAUGAGAACUGUGUGGUGCAUCGAGAUAUCAAAGGAAAUAACCUUAUGCUCAUGCCAACUGGAGUAAUAAAGCUGAUUGAUUUUGGCUGUGCCAAGCGUUUGGCCUGGGCUGGCUUAAAUGGCACCCACAGUGACAUGCUUAAGUCCAUGCACGGGACUCCAUACUGGAUGGCCCCAGAAGUCAUCAACGAGUCUGGCUAUGGAAGGAAGUCGGACAUCUGGAGCAUUGGCUGUACUGUGUUUGAGAUGGCCACGGGGAAGCCUCCGCUGGCUUCCAUGGACAGGAUGGCAGCCAUGUUUUACAUUGGAGCACACCGAGGGCUGAUGCCUCCUCUACCAGAACACUUCUCAGAAAAUGCAGCAGACUUCGUGCGUAUGUGCCUAACCAGGGACCAGCAUGAACGACCUUCUGCUGUUCAGCUCCUGAAGCAUUCCUUCUUGAAGAGAAGCCACUGAAUAUACAUCAAGACUUCUUUCCAGUUCCAUUAGAUACUCUAUUAUUGCUCAUUGUGGGAUGAUGGUUAAGGGACCUUUGUUUUCCUACUGGAAAUUCAACUAACCCAAUAUAACCUGACCCUGAGUCUCUAACAAGUUUUAGUUAUAUUUUAGCCUCCUCAAGCUUCAGGCAUGAUUACCCAUAUAUGAAAAAUUUUUCUUGAGCCUGAACAAUAAAAAACCUAUUCCAGUGUUUGCAGUUUGACUCUGCAGGAACUACAUCUAUUGCUUUAUACAAUAAUUCCUUUCAUUUUGGCCUGUCAAUUUUAUUGUCAUUAAAUUGUAAAAACAAGAAAAAUUGUAUUUUCUUGCUUGGCAGGUAGACACCUAUUUAAUUCUUGCAAAGGAGACUAGAGGAAAGUGAGAAGUUAAAUGUAGAGAGGUUACAUUCUGUUCACUUUGGUGGCAAUUUUACCUUUGCAGACUACAGGAGCCUCAAGGUUAACAAGAGCUAAGGUCCCCUAACUCAGAAGUCUUCACCUACAAGAAACUGGGCUAUUCAAGGUGGCUCCAUAAAACCUCAGGCUGCUUUCCCUGUAAUUUAUAGUACGACUUGAGGUCUUCACUUGUUUGCAGAGUGAAUUAGGUCAUUAUCAUAUCCAGAACUAGCUAAACCUAACCCAGUGGGUGGGAUGAAAACUAGGUCUGAUAGAGUGGGGUCAGCAUCUAAACUUUUUCAGGGCACUUUGCUCACCUGGAUGAAAUACUUCUUGCUGAGAUCACUCUUCACUUUAAUUUCCAGAACAUAGGUAACUUCACAAAAAUGAACAUGGAUAAGUUGUUAGGAUCACUACAAGGCCUUGUUAUAAGUUGCUGCAUUAUGCAUUUUUGGUAAGGUUUCUAUUGCUGAGACUCCACUCACCUCCUAAACUUCACUGACACCUGUUGUUUUAAGCUCUAUCUACAGAUUCUUUGUACUGGCUGGUAUAAUUUCAAGGUGGCACUACUACAAACUUUAGGUGUCCUAACAGUUGUCAGGCCUUGUCGGAAUCAAGCUGCUGCUUCAAAAAGUUUUUGAGAAAUCCAUUUGAAAUUCAAGUCAGCUGACACAAAACAGAUUUUACUUUGACCAACAUGUUUUCAUAGGUUUUUAUGAAUGUACCUUCCUCCUCUCCCAAUUUGCACAGUUCCUGUAUUUGAUAAAAAUUUAGGGUAUGUCUCCAUUAUUUUACUUAGUAUUAUUAUAAUCAAUAUAUAUAAUCUGAAACAUAAUUUUGUUAUGGUAGGGUUCAACUGCAGUAGGGAUCUUCAGCAUUCUUUAAAAUCUGGUUAUAUCUGAUUUCAGAGCAAUUAACUGUUAACUUUCAAGCCUAUAAAAUCCUAUACAUUCAUUUACAUUCAAGCCUAAAAAACUUCAAGGCCAUCCAACUGGUGGAUGGGAGUUGGGAUUCCCACCGAUACGUCUCACCUUAAUGCCCUUUCCCUCCUGCUUCCCACAUUUGUCAAGUUACAUGAAAUCAGUUGCAUCACUUGUUUUACUCAAACACAACUCCACUGAGAUGCUGAUAAACUUACCAGUUUAGUGAAUGAUUCUGAUUCCUUUAAUGAUGUGAGCAGCUUUUCAUUUCUCACCUACCUAGCAGCAAUAUUGCCUGCCCUCUGUGACCAACUCCCUCACCAGGCACAAUGCCCUGCUUUUAAUCAUUUUCAAAAGUGCAUUUCCUUACAUACUGAAUCUUUCUGUAGGAUCUGGGAUCCCAAGCUCAACUAAAGGAAAUUUAAAUCCUCCCCCAAAUCCUAAAAAUACAGUUCUAACUCUAUUGCAUCUCUUUAACAUCAACCUACUUUAGCACUUACACUUGGAACAUUUCUCAGUGGCUGAAUUAGGAAGAGUUGCCAUAGAGGAAAAGAUGGCAUCGGGGAGUGUAGUAUUCCAUUUAUUUGUUUUACCCACUCCCUCCGACAUAUCCACUAGCAGUCUUGGGCCUUCCAAUAGUGUAAUGAAUAGCACCAAGAUAAAAGCCCAUUUAACAUGCCCAGUGAGCAGUCAAGAGCCUCUAUUCCCUACCAGGCUGUCUUUAUUCCUCAUACCUGACACAUUUCAAAGUAUUAUUUCAGUUUAAAGCAGCUAAUGUAGAAACUUGAAUUUAAAAAGGCUUUUCAGGGGAUUCUGUCAGCAUUACAUACUCAGCAUAGACAGUCUUAAUCUUCAUUGGUAAUCAACGAACUUAAGAAAUCUUCAUGUAUGGCACUGUACUUUGAAAAGUUGAAAACAAACAAUCCUGAGGAAAAGCUAUAGUAACUUUAUCCAAUUGCCAUGACCUCUCAUGGCUUAGUGUGAAAGCCAUGGCUGAAUUCAUCCCUAAAUGCUGCUCCUACAGAUUGUGACUUGAAAGACUGACUGAUCUUGGGUAUAUGCCUGAACACUUUUUAGGUCUAAAUAAGCCUUCUAAUUUCAAUUGCAAUAUGAUAAAAACCCUCAUUAGUAAGCCCUACAUGGCUUUGGGAGGUUUUGAGGGAACAAGCAGGUAAUAUACUACAGCUAAAACAAAUGUGUGAUUUUCAUUACAUUGAAAAUAGCAGGGGAAAAUGGAAGAAACAACUAAGUAGAAUGAGUUACUAAACAGAAUUACUAACUUUGGUUAAAUGUAAUUACUGAUUCUGUACUAUUCCUAAAAAAAACUCACGUUAACUUCUUGUAUGCUAAUAAAAUAAAACCCUUACUGGUAUAACCAACAGAAGAUUAAGACAAAUCUUUUAAUGUGAUUUUGUAACAUUUAUUUUACAUUUAGGCUUUAAAAUGUAUUUUAGAAGAAUUAAUUUUUCUUAGUUCUAUUUUAGUAAAACCAUUUCCAAGGCUUCCGUUUUCUCUUAAGUGGAAGGUACAGGAAAGUUGGUG
Manis javanica (Malayan pangolin) is the source of this 9100-nucleotide messenger RNA. The record is from RefSeq and is a predicted model, not a curated record. Lineage: Eukaryota; Metazoa; Chordata; Mammalia; Pholidota; Manidae.